UGACUGACACACUCACAGAGCUGCUAGAAAGAAGAGAAGAGCCAUCCACAACACCAUACUGACGAUGACGGGGUGACGGUGAUGGGAUGCGAGAAAGGGGAGAAGAUAUUAUCCCGCGGCUAUUUUUUCCAUUCUAUGUAAUUUGACUUAUACCAUGAGGAGAAGUGGACCUACACGUGCAGACCGCGGGAAAUAAGACGGCGUGUUGCUGAAAAAUGAAGACACCCAUGCACCAUGGAGUAGCUGUGUUUCUCGUCAUCACUCUGUGCGCCAGCCUGUUCCUCGUCUACAACGCCGGUUUCCACGGUAGCACCACCGGGAGCGGGAUGGCGGGCGCGAGGAGGGGGUCCAGAGACAGGAGCGAUGCCAGGAGAAGCUGGCAGCCUGAGCAGCAGCAGAAAGCCUCAGUCAGACCUCCUCAUCCACCAGCCCUACAAGGAUACAGCAGCAUCAUCGACCACAAGCCUCUGAAAAUGCACUGCCGUAGCUGUGCGUUGGUGACCAGCUCCGGUCACCUGAUGGGUGGUGGUCACGGCGAGGAGAUCGACCGGGCGGAAUGUGUGAUCCGUAUGAACGACGCCCCCACACUGCGGGGCUACGGUCGAGAUGUUGGACGCCGCACUUCACUACGCGUCAUCGCUCACUCCAGCAUGCAGAGGGUCCUACGGAGCCGUCAUGAACUGCUCAACGCGUCCCAGGACACAGUGUUUAUCUUCUGGGGGCCCAGUAGUUACAUGCGGAGAGACGGGAAGGGUCUGGUCUACAAUAACCUGAGGUUGAUGAACCAGGUGCUGCCCAAACUAAAGGUCUACAUCAUCUCCUGGCAGAAGAUGCUGCAGUUUGACGAACUCUUCAAGAGGGAGACGGGCAAAGACAGGCGUAUCUCUAACUCGUGGUUGAGUACUGGUUGGUUCACUAUGACCCUAGCUCUGGAGCUGUGUGACCGGAUCAAUGUCUAUGGCAUGGUGGCUCCAGACCACUGCAGAGAGCCCCAGCCCCCAUCGGUCCCCUACCACUACUACGAGCCCCUCGGUCCAGAGGAGUGUGCCAUGUACAUCAGCCAUGAGCGAGGCCGCAGGGGCAGCCAUCACCGCUUCAUCACAGAGAAGAGGGUCUUCGCCAGCUGGGCUCGGACCUUCAACAUCCACUUCUACCAGCCUGACUGGGAGCCCCCGCCGCUGCCCCCCGCUAACCGCACGCAGGGGUAGACGGUCUCGGUCAGCAUACGUGACUGGCGACCGGGAGUGGAAGUGGGACGGUGACAGUGAAUUCUGGGCAUGUGUGGAAAAGAUGAAACUCAGAUGGACUGAGGACUGGACAGGAGCUGUAGAUGGAGCUGGAUGGACCGCAUGGGACGGUCCAAAGCCUUCUGACCACAACUGAAUGGUCCAUACAGUAGGAUACUGACUGCACAUGGUCCUUCGCUGGGGAUCGACCGUCCUCCUCUAGUUAUCUGUCAUGGACAACUGGAAGGAAAAAAUACAGUUGGCUGGUCCAUAGGCUACUAACCACAACUAGUUUGACCGCACCUGAUGGUCGUAAGGGUUACUGACCACUAUGUGAUGCUGAUAAAGACAGCACCUCUACAGACACUGUCUAACUUCACAUUCUCUCAAGAUGCAGAAGAAAGAAAUCACAUUUCUCCACUCCUGUUGCAGAGUGAAUAUUUGGUGUACCAUUUUACUGCAAGAAAUGCUUAAUUCUGCAGGAGUUAAUAUUACGGCUAUGUGAGAGGUUAAAGACCUACAGUCUGUGUCUAGAUUUCAGUUUCCAUUCAACCCAUCUGAACAGUAGGCUACAGUUCCCUUGACUUCCCAUAGGCCUAUUUGAAGUCCACGUCUUGUCAGCUGUCAAAUGUAUUUAGCACCUCACAAUCAUCACACAUAACAGCCCUGCUAUCAUCCUCUUUUACCAAAUGUCUUCCUUUUUCAAUGCCCUCCCUUCUUUUUAUUUUCAACUCUCCACACACCCCCCCCCCCCUUUCCUUACUUGUGACACCCUGUCAUCACUUCCUGUUGAACGCAGAACGAGGGAGAGCUCGGUUUCUUUUUUUUGGAAAGUUUGUUGUUUUGGAUAAAGUUACUAGCUAGCUACCUUUUUAGUGUGGAUAUUGGUUGGCAUCAGUUACUGGGACUGCUACUAUCUGUCCAGUGAUUCUGCUGACCAAGGGUCUGUGGAGCUGUUUGGCGUAGCAGCUAGCCUAGCUGAUAGCCUAGCAUAUAGCCUAGCUGA
Molecule: messenger RNA, 2232 nt
Organism: Coregonus clupeaformis (lake whitefish)
Lineage: Eukaryota; Metazoa; Chordata; Actinopteri; Salmoniformes; Salmonidae
Product: alpha-N-acetylgalactosaminide alpha-2,6-sialyltransferase 5-like
Exons: 6
Coding region: 216-1208 (330 amino acids)
Biological process (GO): ganglioside biosynthetic process; oligosaccharide metabolic process
Molecular function (GO): alpha-N-acetylgalactosaminide alpha-2,6-sialyltransferase activity
Source: RefSeq, a predicted model, not a curated record